Notodromas monacha is the source of this 1775-nucleotide messenger RNA. Lineage: Eukaryota; Metazoa; Arthropoda; Ostracoda; Podocopida; Cyprididae. The record is from the annotation of a GenBank genome assembly.
AUGUGUACUGAUCCGGAAGAGUUCUUGCAGUCAUUAUUAUCAGAUACUUUGAGGGCUGAGCCGUUGAUCCAUUUAUCCACGGGUCAGGAAGCCUUCAUGUACCAGCUCGUGGUGGAGAAGGAUGAACGCCUUGCCUUGCCUACUGUACAACAGCUGUUCGACCAAAGUUUCCUGAGUUCGAGUUUGAAAUUCAAAGAGGUGCCGCCUUGCCUGAUCAUCCAGAUGCCGCGUUGCGGGCCGUCCUUCAAGAUGUACGCGCGGAUCCAGCCGUCCAUGGCCCUGGACGUGACGGACGCGUUGCUGGACGCCCCCCGGUCGUGCCACGUGUGCGGCGCGCUGGCCGAGGUCGAGUGCGUCGACUGCUACGACGUGCAGGAGGGCCUGGAGUCGACGGCCUACUGCCGGCCGUGUCUCAACAAGGUGCACAGUCACCGGAAGCGCGUUGACCACGAGAGCCGCGUCUUGAUUGUGAGCCAGGAGGCGCGCGACUACUUUGUGCCGUCCCGGGUUCGCGGGUACGCCAACGGCUGUGUCGCCCCUCCGACGCCGCCGCGCGUGCUCAUGGAGCUCUUUGCCGUCGUCUGCAUCCAGACGUCGCACUACGUUGCCUUUGUGAAGGCCGGGUCCGGUGCCGAGGCCCCCUGGUGCUUUUUUGAUUCCAUGGCCGACCGAAGUGAGUGCAGUGAAGACAAUGGAUACAACAUCCCUGAGGUCGUGGGCUGUCCCGGACUGCAUCGGUGGCUGUCGGAAGAGCGGAUCCACGAGAUUUUGAGCGUCAAGGACGAGAAACUGCUUCCGGAACACGCGCGUCGGCUGUUGUGCGAUGCCUACUUGUGCUUCUACCAAAGUCACGAUACGCUCAUGUAUCGCUGAGGAACCGAAUUAAUCCGCUUUGUGUUGUUUCUUUUUCUGUUCCUCCUUGUUGCUUUGAAUGCAAAAAAAAAACACGCGGUUGUGUCGCUUGAAAGAAAAAAAAACAUCAUUUUUUGCUUGUGAUCGGAAUGCAUUGCCCUUCCUCGUGCUCCCUUAUUACCCCAUCCCCGGUCUGUUUUUGUUUUCCUCCCCUGGAGGGUGUUGAAGAUCUGAACAUGUUGGUUGGCUCGAAUUUUACCUCGAUAGUUGUUGGAAAGCUUCCGGAAGUGCGUGCUGAGAUAACGUGGGAAUUUACCGAUUGAAUCUAAUAGAUAUAUUGCUCUCGACGCGAAUUUUGGCAUGCAGUACAUUUCGAAGGCGUGUGGAUUGCGAAAAAGAAAGUACCAAUUUUCAAACAGUUAAUCAGGUGCCACUUCAAAAUGUGAUUUUUCAAAGUGAAAUUGACAUUCAUGCAUUGCUGUAACCACGAUGGCUUCUUUAAACAAUACGCAUUUACGUGACUUUUUUUUUCAGAUUCGUGGAUUUUCGAUCGUGUAAUCAUUGAGGAUGAAAAACGCAGUCGAUGUGUCCUACAUUUUUAUAUUAUUUUUCGAGUCAAAAUGAGGCAGGAUGGAAACGACUCAUCCCAGAUAUAGUAUUUACGAUUCUCAAACCAAAAAAGCGCCGAACUUUCGUUCAUAGGCUUCAAUAUUAUUCUGGACUCCUCAGUAAACGUUUCAAAAUAAUUUUUUGAAGUAAGGAACAACGUGGAGGCCGUUGUCAAGCUGAUUUGAUUUUCAAAAUAAAUAUUUUUCAAGUUUUUGUUUUUAUGUAUACUGUAGCAAGAUUCCUACAAUCGUGCUCAUGGCAAUUGAAGGAGCUCGAACUGGUUAAUUUCUUAUCACUGCUUGUUUGAAAAUGGG